GCAGUGUGAGGUUGGUGGAUGGUGGCAGUCGCUGUGCUGGGAGAGUGGAGGUUCUUCAUAGAGGGCAGUGGGGAACAGUGUGUGGUGAUGACUGGGAUAUGAGUGAUGCUGCAGUGGUGUGUAGAGAGCUGGGCUGUGGAGAAGCUGUAGAUGCACUGGGCAAAUCUCAUUUUGGAUCAGGAUCAGGACCAAUCUGGAUGGAGGAUGUGGACUGUAGUGGAUCAGAGUCUAGACUGAAGAACUGUAGAUCACCAGUAUGGGGUAAACAUGACUGCAAUGAAACCCACAAUUCUGGAGUCAUCUGUUCAGGAGCCAGGCUGGUUUUAGGUUCUCGCUGCUCUGAGAGAGUGGAGGUUCUUCAUGGAGAGAGCUGGGUCACAGUGUGUGAUGCUGACUUUAACCAGCAGGAUGCAGAGGUUGUGUGUCGAGAGCUGGGCUGUGGUUCUCUUGUGGAGGUUCUGGGAGCAGCUGCUUUUGGUAGAGGGGAGGGUCCGGUGUGGUCAGAGAAGCUUCAGUGUAGAGGAACUAAUUCUCAGAUUCACUUCUGUCCAAAAUCAUCUUCACUCAAACACAACUGCUCCCAUGAUAAUGAUGUGGGACUGGUGUGUGCAGACAGUGUGAGGUUGGCGGAUGGUGGCAGUCGCUGUGCUGGAAGAGCAGAGGUUUUUCACAGAGGACAGUGGGGAACAAUUUGUGGUGCUGGUGCAAAUUUCAUAGCGGGUUUUGUCAUGUGUAAAGAGUUGGGCUGUGGAGAGCCGUUUAGGACUGAUGCAGCUGUUCCAGGAUCUGCACCGAUCUGGAUGAGUCAUGUGAAGUGUACUGGAUCAGAGUCUACACUGAAACACUGUGGAUCAUUAGGGUGGGGUGAACACAGCUGUAAUCAUAAUAUGGAUAUUGAGCUUACCUGUUCAGAUCACAGGACAUCCAGACUUGCUGAUGGUCCUCAUGUUUGCUCUGGGAGAGUGGAGGUUUUUCAUGGAGCGUCUUGGUUCACAGUGUGUGAUGCUGACUUUGACCAGCAGGAUGCAGAGGUUGUGUGUCGAGAGCUGGGCUGUGGUUCUCCUGUGGAGGUUCUGGGAGCAGCUGCUUUUGGUAAAGGGAAGGGUCAGGUGUGGUCAGAGGAGCUUCAGUGUAGAGGAGAUGAAUCUGAGAUUACUCUCUGUCCAAUAACCUCUUCACACAAAUACAACUGCUCUCAUGGUAAUGAUGUGGGACUUGUAUGUUCUGGUCAUACUCAGGCUCGGCUGAUGAACGGCUCAGACUCUUGUUCUGGUCGAGUGGAGCUCCAGUACCUCAGUGAGUGGGGUACAGUGUGUGAUGUAAGCUGGGAUAUGAGAGCUGCCAGUGUCCUCUGUGCUCAGCUGAAGUGUGGGAGUUCUGUGGCUGUGUUGGGGUCAGACUGGUUUGGGGAGGGGAGUGGCCGGAUCUGGGCGGAUGUGUUUGAUUGUCAGGGGAACGAAACACACCUGUUAAAGUGUCUCAUUUCAUCAUGGAGUCGAACUGCAUGCUCUCAUAAACAGGAUGUUGGACUCCUCUGCAGUGGUGAGCUUUUAAGAAUCUUAAACAUUCUUAUCAAUGGGCUGUAAAGUGAUUUUAGGAGGAAGUGCCCUUAUAAUGUUCUUAUAUAUAUAUAUAUAUAUAUAUUU
This is a messenger RNA of Astyanax mexicanus (Mexican tetra), 1646 nucleotides long. Its product is annotated as scavenger receptor cysteine-rich type 1 protein M130-like. NCBI's taxonomy places the organism in Eukaryota, Metazoa, Chordata, Actinopteri, Characiformes, Acestrorhamphidae. The record is from RefSeq and is a predicted model, not a curated record. The transcript is spliced from 5 exons. Gene Ontology annotation, cellular component: membrane. Bases 99 to 1586 code for a protein of 495 amino acids.